Molecule: messenger RNA, 1368 nt
Organism: Kazachstania africana CBS 2517
Lineage: Eukaryota; Fungi; Ascomycota; Saccharomycetes; Saccharomycetales; Saccharomycetaceae
Gene: HSE1
Product: ESCRT-0 subunit protein HSE1
Exons: 1
Coding region: 1-1368 (455 amino acids)
Biological process (GO): protein transport to vacuole involved in ubiquitin-dependent protein catabolic process via the multivesicular body sorting pathway
Cellular component (GO): ESCRT-0 complex
Molecular function (GO): ubiquitin binding; phosphatidylinositol binding
Source: RefSeq, a predicted model, not a curated record
AUGAAUAUAACACUAAGUAAAGCAGUGGCAAAGGCAACCGAUCCGAAGUUAAGAUCAGAUAAUUGGCAAUAUAUCAUUGAAGUUUGUGACUUAGUCAAGGAAGACCCAGAAGAUAACGGUAAAGAAGUAAUGGAAAUAAUAGAGAGAAGAUUAAAUUUACAAGAUGCUAAUAUUAUGCUGAGAUCACUCUCCUUAAUAGUUUCUUUAGCAGAAAAUUGUGGAUCUUUACUUAAACAACUAAUUAGUACUAAACGUUUUACUCAAAUUCUUUAUUCACUGGUUCAGAAUAAUUCAAUCCAUAUUACCGUCAAAAGAGAAAUUGCAAAAAUUGUUAAACAAUUAUCAGAUUCCUUUAAAGAUGAUCCUUCUUUGAAAUCAAUGACAGAUUUAAACAAAAAAAUUAAAAGAAAUCUACCUUACUUAUAUGAAAAACCAAAUAAGCCAUUUAAACAUGAAAUGAGUUACGAAUCUAGAAAGCAAGAAGAUAAAGAUUUGGAGGAUGCGCUGAAAUUAUCUUUGACAGAAUAUGAGCAGCAGCAAGAAAAAACCAAACAGCAGCAACAACCAGUUUACCAAUCUCCACAACCAGUACUUCAAGAAACUUCACAGCAACAGCAACCUUCUACUUCUGCCGGCGUGAAGAAAGUUAGGGCCAUGUAUGAUUUUCCUAGCACAGAAGCUGACGAAUUGUCAUUCAAGAAAGGUGAUAUUAUCAUUGUACUAGAACAGGUCUACAGAGAUUGGUGGAGAGGUUCUUUACGUGGCAGAAUUGGUAUAUUUCCGUUGAAUUAUGUCACACCAAUAAUGGAUCCUACCCCUCAUGAAUUGCAAAUGGCAAAGCAAAAAGAAAGUGAAAUUUUUGGUCAAAGAGAAAUAGUAAAUCAAUUGCACCAAACUUUAAAGGGAUCUCAGAAUAAUCCAAAUGCAAUGGAUAUUGCUCAAGAUUCCCAAAUAAGUGACAUGUAUGGAUCAGUAACACCACUGAGACCUCAGAUCACAAAGAUGAUAGGAACAUAUGCAAAAGAAAAAGAGGAUCUAGUAUCUCUUCGCCAAGUCUUAUCUAGUGCAGAACAGACGUAUAACCAGUUACUAGAUGAAGCUGCAAAUUCUUAUAGGCUUCCAAUACAACAAGUUGUACAACCUCCUAGUUAUGCGCAGUUUUCAACAUAUGCUGGACAUCCUCCAAUGCCCAACAAGGGUUAUGAAACAGCUUCGAUGAAUCAACCAUACAUCUCCCAGCUGGCUCCUUACCAAUCUAGUACUCAACCAAAUAUAACCAACACAGGGUCUCAAUAUGCAGGAUCUAUAUCACAGCAUCAGGCAUAUGCUGCACCUCCCAACAAUCCGGCUAACCAAUAUUCCCGCUGA